AUGGCAGCACGUGCAUCUCAAUUCAGGAUUGUCAUAUUUGGGAAGAAUGAUAAUGAAAAGACUGCACUAAGCAACUUCAUCACAGGGAAAAAGAAUCCUAUUCGUCAAACAUUACCGAAGAAAUCUAUAGUACAAGGAGAAUGGAGAAAAAUACCUGUAACAGUGGCAAAAACCACAGACCUCUUCAGUCUGCCUGUUGAAAAAGUGAAACUUGAAAUGAAGAUGUGUGUGGCCCGUUGCCCCCCUGGACCAAAUGUUCUCCUGCUCAUAGUCAACCCUUCUGAUUUCACUGAGGAUGACAGACGCACUCUGAAGUCCAUCCUGUGCUUGUUUGGUGGUGAUGCCUUUAAAUACUCCAUGGUCAUCACAACACAAAAGGGUGAAGCAAAGAAUACAGCAAUGGAUCAGUUUAUCCAGAACUGCAGAAAGAGGCAUUUCACACUGGACUUUGACAAGAAAGACUUUCUUGACUCAGAUCGUGAAACACUGAUGGGAAAGAUAGAAGGCGAAAUUGUGGCUUACAACAGGGGAGGACAUUUGAACUAUACAGAGACUGCUGACCUAGUAGAAGAACCAGAAGAAGAAUCUGGACAUGGGACUGAAGAGCCUCAAAUUCCCAAUAAAAACUGUUCUUUGUAUUUGGAACUGAAUGAAAACCCUCAGGUCAGUAUAGAAGUACCUCAAAGUCCAAAACUCAAACCUUUGAAUUUGGUGCUGUUUGGGAGAUUUGGGGUUGGCAAAACCUCAGCUGCAAAUGCCAUCCUGGGAGAAAGAAAAGUAGAACCUGAAUCAUCUCAGUGUAUUAAAAAUGAGGGUGCGGUGUGCGGUCGUCUGGUUUCACUGGUGGAGCUGCCUGCUCUCUGUGGAAAACCUGAGGAGGAAACAAAGAAGAUAGCGUUCAAGAGUAUUUCCCUCUGUGAUCCAGAGGGUGUCCAUGCCUUCAUCUUGGUUUUACCACUGGAUCCUCCAACGAGUGAAGACAAGAAAGAGGUGGAGACUAUCAAAGAUACACUGAGAUCCCAAUUUGACAACUACACCAUGAUUCUUUUUACUGUGGAGUCAGAUCCUACACACCCAGAUGUUGUUAAGUAUGUAAAAACUAAUAGAGAAAUCCAAGAACUUGUUCAGAGCUUUUUUGGCCGAUACAUUAUCUUCAACAUCAAUGACCAAGAGCAGAUCCCUCAGUUAUUGGAUGCUGUAGAAAAGAUGAAAGUAAUGUCUGAACUGAAUAAGAAGAUACAUUUUGAAAAAAUUGUGAAAAAAGAACGAAUUCCGAAAAAAGAACAAAUUCUGAAAAAUGGACAAAUUCCAGAAAAAGAAAUUCCAAAUCAUCUCAGAAUCGUGUUGAUUGGUAAGACUGGAAGUGGAAAAAGUGCCACUGCAAACACUAUAUUGGGAAGGGACUGCUUCCACUCGAAAGCCAGUAUGAAAUCAGUAACCAAGCUUUGCCAAAAAGAAACAACAGAGAUAAAUGGGCACCCUGUUGUUGUGGUGGACACACCUGGUUUAUUCGACACAAGUCUGUCCAACGAUGAUGUUAAACAGGAACUCGUGAAAUGCGUCACAAUGUUGGCUCCUGGACCUCAUGUGUUCUUACUCGUCCUGCAGGUUGGUCGUUUUACAGAGGAGGAAAAAAAAACUGUGGAGCUCAUCAAAAACUUUUUUGGCAAGAAUUCAAAUGACUUCAUCAUUAUCUUAUUCACCAGAGGAGAUGACCUAAAAAAUCAAACAAUUGAGAGUUAUAUGAAAGAAGACAGCGAAGGAUUCCUAAAACAACUGACAGCUGAUUGCGGAGGACGAUACCAUGUGUUCAAUAACAAUGAUCCACGUAACCGCUCUCAAGUUAGUCAGCUGCUCACCAAGAUUGAGUCAAUGGUGAAGAAAAAUGGUGGUGGCUACUACACCUCAGAGAUGUUCAAAGAGGCAGAGGCAGCAAUUCAGAAGGAAAUGCAGAAGAUUAUGAAGAAGAAAGAAGAAGAGAUAGAAAGACAGAAGAAGGACCUUGAGAAAGAACAUGAAAAGAAACUCCAAGAGGUGCAGCGAAAAACUGAACAAGAAAGAGCUGCAAGAGAAAAAGCAUUGCAAGAGAAGGAAGAACUCAUUAGGAAAGAGGAGGAGGAGAAGAAAAGGAUGGAGGAAAAGAGAGCAGAAGAGGAAAAAGAGAGGAAACGGAGGGAAGAAAUUCAGCAACAACAGUGGGUACAGAAAGAGAAAGAAAUUAAAUCCAAACCGGAAGAAGCUACAUAUGCAAACCAAAGGAACGAAGAAAUACGUAAAGAAAUAGAAGCUUGGGAGAAAGAACAAAAAGAGUGGGAGAAAAAACGACUUCGAGAAGAACAACUGAGACUGAAGGAGCAAGCACGGUUAGAAAAACUCAGAGCUGAAUAUGAGCAAGAAAAAAAAGAACAUGAACGCAGAAGAAAAGAAGAGGAUCGACUCAGAAAAGAACAGGAGGAAAAAGAAUGGAGAGAAUUGCAACAAAACUUAGAAAAGCAAGUGGAGGAGAUGAGGAGGAAAAAUCAAGAGGAAGCCAGAAAGCAAGCAGAGGAGAUCAAUGAAUUCAGACAGAGAUACACCACUGACUUUGCAGUUGUGGUAGCAAAGCAUGAAAGGGAAGUUGAGAAUAUGAAACUAAAGCAACAAAAAACCAAUGACUUAAUGAUUCAACAGCUGAGCAGGAACAAGGCAUAUCAAAAGGACUUUGACCUAAUGAAAAAGAGACAAGAAGAAGAAAUGAGCGAGCUCAAACGGUAUAUUCCAGAACCAAAACAAAUAGACGAACUACAGAAAGCUCACGAGGAAGAAAUAAAUGAGUGGAUCCAGGAACACGUGAGGAAAGCCACAGAAAAAAACUGUUCCAUCUUAUGA
Messenger RNA from Pelmatolapia mariae (spotted tilapia), 2868 nucleotides. RefSeq names its product GTPase IMAP family member 8-like. NCBI's taxonomy places the organism in Eukaryota, Metazoa, Chordata, Actinopteri, Cichliformes, Cichlidae. The coding region runs from base 1 to 2868 and encodes 955 amino acids. Gene Ontology annotation, molecular function: GTP binding. The record is from RefSeq and is a predicted model, not a curated record. The transcript has 3 exons.